AUGGCGGGGCAGUACGAGGACGCCUUCAGCCCCCCCCGGCUGCAGUGCUGGACCGUGCCCCGCCCCCCCCCGAAGCUGCCCACCCCUCACCCCCCCACCCCGUUCAUCGCCGACGACCGGGGGCACCUCCUGCCGCACGUGCCGCGAUCCAAGGUGUCGCCCUGGGGCACCUUCCUGGGCACGUGGGCGAUGCCAGCGCGGAUCCCCCCGGCCUGGCUGGACCGCAGCGCCCGCGAGCCCCGCGCCGCCGAACGCCUGGCCCGGGAACAGCCCCGGGCACUGCGGAGAGCCCGCAACGGCAUCCGGACACGCGUCACCGGCAAGCUGCAGGAACCCUGGGACACGGAACCUUCUGGAAAGGACCAGGGGGGUCCCAGCAGAGGCUCCCCCCACCCUGAGCCCCCCAAACCUGGGGACAACCCUGAGGGGGAACCUUGUCCCCUAAAUGCCCCUGGAGAGCGACCCUGUCUCCUAAAUCCCUCUGGGGAGGGGCCCUGUCCCCUAAAUCCCCCUGAGGAGGGGCCCCCCUGUCCCCUCAGUCCCUAUUUGGGGGGUCCCUGUCCCCAAAAUCCUGCUGGGGAGGGACCCUGUCCCCUAAAUCCCUAUGGCUGGGGACCCCCACCCCAAAAUCCCACCAGCUCCUGA
Messenger RNA from Camarhynchus parvulus, 645 nucleotides. RefSeq names its product cilia and flagella associated protein 126 (gene CFAP126). Gene Ontology annotation, biological process: cilium organization. The coding region runs from base 1 to 645 and encodes 214 amino acids. Gene Ontology annotation, cellular component: ciliary basal body. Lineage: Eukaryota; Metazoa; Chordata; Aves; Passeriformes; Thraupidae. The transcript is spliced from 5 exons. The record is from RefSeq and is a predicted model, not a curated record.